This is a messenger RNA of Quercus lobata, 2158 nucleotides long. Its product is annotated as pentatricopeptide repeat-containing protein ELI1, chloroplastic-like. Gene Ontology annotation, molecular function: protein binding; RNA binding; zinc ion binding. The transcript has a single exon. Lineage: Eukaryota; Viridiplantae; Streptophyta; Magnoliopsida; Fagales; Fagaceae. The record is from RefSeq and is a predicted model, not a curated record. Gene Ontology annotation, biological process: RNA modification. Bases 204 to 2084 code for a protein of 626 amino acids.
UGCAGCACCCAAACCCGAUAACUCAAAAUUCUCCUUCAGCAUUUGGCCCUCCUCGCAGCGGAUCCGCGACGCCGUGAUCGUCCGCCUCUCCGAAACCCUAUCAUCCUCCGACUCCAACCACUACCAACCCGUCCCCGCCGACGAGGCCUCCUCCGCCGCCCGCGUCAUCGAAGACCGGGCAUUCUCUGCCGCCGACGUGCAUAAUGUCCUCAACCACCAUUUACUCAACCCCACCGCCACCACCACUGCCCACCGGUAACACCAACACUCACCAAUUUCCAACAUUAGACAGACUCGUCUUCCUUAUCGACAAGUCCAAAUCCAUCAACCACCUUCUCCAACUCCACGCCGCACUCCUCCGCCACGGCCUUCACCACCACUCCAUCUUGAAUUUCAAGCUCCAGCGCUCUUACUACACUCUCGGUCGCCUCGACUAUUCUGUUUCCCUCUUCGAACGUACCCACAACCCCAAUGUCUUUUUCUGGACCUCCAUUAUUAACGGUCACGUACAACGCGCUCUGCACGACCAAGCACUAUUCUAUUACGCACAAAUGCUGGUUCAUGGUGUCGAACCCAAUUGCUUCACCUUCUCUUCGCUCUUAAAAUCCUGCCCGCUUGAACCCGGAAAAGCCCUUCAUUCCCAAGCGAUCAAACUUGGGUUCGUGUCGGAUUUAUUCGUUAGGACUGGUCUCGUUGACGUUUAUGCGAGAGGGGGUGAUGUCAUGUCUGCGCAACAACUGUUUGAUACUAUGCCUGAGAAGAGUUUGGUUUCUUUGACGGCAAUGAUUACUUGUUAUGCAAAAUAUGGGGAGCUUGGCAAGGCCCGUGUGUUGUUCGAAGAAAUGAAGGAGAGGGAUGUAAUUUGUUGGAAUGUGAUGAUUGAUGGGUAUGCUCAGAAUGGGAUGCCAAAUGAGGCUUUUAUAUUGUUUAGAAAAAUGUUGAGGGCAAGAGUUAAGCCUAAUGAAGUGACGGUGUUGUCUGUACUUUCUGCUUGUGGGCAGCUUGGGGUUUUGGAGUCUGGUAGAUGGCUUCAUUCUUACAUUGAGAAUAAUAGGAUUGAGAUCAAUGUUCAUGUUGGUACUGCAUUGGUUGAUAUGUAUAGCAAAUGUGGUAGUUUGGAGGAGGCACGAUUGGUUUUUGAUAGGAUCAAAGACAAGGAUGUCGUUGCUUGGAAUUCAAUGAUUACAGGGUAUGCAAUUCAUGGAUUUAGCCAAAAUGCCUUGCAAUUGUUUAAUGAAAUGUGCAUGAUUGGUCACCAUCCUACUCAUGUAACCUUCAUUGCCAUUUUGAGUGCUUGUGGUCAUGCGGGUUUAGUCAGCGAGGGAUGGAGUUUUUUCCAUUCAAUGAAAGAUCAAUAUGGGAUUGAACCAAGGAUUGAGCAUUAUGGGUGUAUGGUAAAUCUUCUUGGCCGUGCUGGGCAUUUAGAAGAAGCAUAUGCGCUUGUCAAAAACAUGAACGCAGAGCCAGAUCCUGUCUUAUGGGGAACUUUGCUUGCAGCCUGUAGGCUCCAUGAUAACAUUGCUUUGGGAGAGGAAAUUGCAGAGUUUCUGGUUGGCAAGAACCUUGCAAAUUCAGGAACGUAUAUUCUUUUAUCAAACAUAUAUGCAGCCGCUGGCAACUGGGAUGGGGUGGCAAGGGUGAGGACCUUGAUGAAAGACAGUGGAGUGCAGAAGGAACCUGGCUGUAGCUCAAUUGAAGUGAAUAAUAAGGUACACGAGUUUGUUGCUGGAGAUAAGAAACACCCAAACAGCAAAGAAAUUUACAUGAUGCUAGAGGAGAUAAAUGGUUGGCUCAAGGCACACGGCUACACCCCACAGACAGAAAUUGUGUUACAUGACAUAGGGGAGAGACAAAAGGAGCAAUCCCUUGAAGUUCACAGUGAGAAGCUAGCUAUGGCUUUUGGGCUCAUCAGUACUCAACCUGGAACUACUAUAAAGAUUGUGAAGAACCUCCGUGUAUGUCUGGACUGUCAUGCUGUGACCAAGUUGAUUUCAAAGAUAACUGGACGUAAGAUUGUGAUGAGGGACCGUAAUCGAUUUCACCACUUCGUGAACGGUUCUUGUUCUUGUGGGGAUUACUGGUGAAUUGCAAUAUCGUUAACUAUUCAUGUUCUUGUAGGAAGUACUAAUGAACUGUAAUAUAUCACUCUUUUACUAUA